GAGUUUGCAAUCGCGACUGCCAUUAUUUUACAGUACUGUAUGGUAAUUUCAAAUAUUGCCUAGUUGCGUAACAAACAUGUUUUUUUUUUUUUACGAUCAAACAUAUUAUCAUGGCGAUGUGUUAUGGCCCCUUUGCACAGAUUAUUUUUUUAAGGCAGUGUCGACAUUGCAACUUUUGAUUGGUGCUGGGAGCCUAUUACGAAAACAAAGUUGCGUAAACGCACAAAACUUGCAACGGGGGUGGUGAUAUGUCCACAUAAAGAAAACUUCCGCUUUCACUUUGUGCAGUGAACUCCGUGCAGCCAGAAAAAGGCAAAGUUGCAGUAAAUAUUUGCAUUAAAAAAACACGUUUUGCCUUUAAAUGUUAAACAGUCUUAUGGAAAACGCCGAGUGUGCUACCAUGCCAGGACGGAUUCCGGACCCCUCGGUGACGGCGGGUUCCCUGCCCAGUCUGGGCCCUCUGGCUGGCAUCCCGGCUACCGACACGCUCAAGUUUGGUGAGCUUCAUGAGUUCAAGACGAUGUUGUCGCCGCUCCACUUCAUCGGCAGCUUUGGAAAGAGGCCCCUUGUCAUCAAAACAGAGAGAGAUGAAGAUGAUGAUCGAAGGAAACGAAGGCGAGAGAAAAACAAGGUAGCUGCAGCACGAUGUCGAAAUAAGAAGAAAGAGAGGACGGAUUAUCUACAAAAAGAAUCGGAAAGAUUAGCAAUGUUGAACUCUGAUCUGAAAGCUCAGAUUGAGGAGCUAAAACUUGAACGCCAGCAACUGAUCCACAUGCUUAACCGCCAUCGUCCCACCUGCAUCGUGCGGACGGACAGUGUCCAGACGCCCGAUAGCGAAGCGAACCCGCUGCUGCUGCAGCAGUUGGAGGCCGUGUGAAGGCAUGUCCCGCACGAACAUAAAACGACAACAAGCACUCGGCUUUUAGCUGUAAAAUGGAAGAAGAGCUGCUGAGCCCUUGGGAUGUUGCACCGCAAGAUGUGAAUUGAACUCUGGUGUGACACUUGACUUAACUCCUCUGUUACUGCUCACCUCACCAAUGUCACAUGGCCAAACUCAGAAAACAGGUAAGCUGCGAUUGGUCGUGACCUGAGCCCUGAGUACCUGUGAUGUCAUUUUCAGUCAACAGCAAUUAGCAGAAUGGAUAAAAAAAUGGGUGUAUUUUACUGAUUAAUACACGCAAUAUUAAUAAGAAUGCCGUGUUUAGACAAGUGGGCGCGCAUAGAACAUAUUAUUUUAAAGACACAUUUUGAGUCGACUUCCCCUUUAACACCUAAGUGGCUUUUCUUGUGAUUUCUUUACCAUAUUUUGACGCAGGCGUCAUUUAUAUCGUGUAUUUUACAUAUCAAAUAUACAGUACAUAUGUACUGUUGAUGUAUCUUCUUGUUACCAUUUUAUAUAUAAUUUUGUACUUUUUUAUGAUGUGUAAGUGAAAUGCAAUUUGUAUCCCUUUAAGAAAUACUUUUUUAAAACUAGCAUUUAUUGGCUUGGAGGGUGUUAUUGUAGUAAAUACUUCCAUCUAGUGGCUGGAUAGAAAACCACAC
Molecule: messenger RNA, 1542 nt
Organism: Syngnathus acus (greater pipefish)
Lineage: Eukaryota; Metazoa; Chordata; Actinopteri; Syngnathiformes; Syngnathidae
Product: jun dimerization protein 2-like
Exons: 4
Coding region: 362-877 (171 amino acids)
Biological process (GO): regulation of transcription by RNA polymerase II
Cellular component (GO): nucleus
Molecular function (GO): DNA-binding transcription factor activity, RNA polymerase II-specific; RNA polymerase II cis-regulatory region sequence-specific DNA binding
Source: RefSeq, a predicted model, not a curated record